ACGAUAUCUCUGGUGAGGCUGUAAUGGCUAUUGAGUGGACGUUAUUUGCUCUUGCAUACAGUCUUGUUGGUUUGCGAAUAGGCGUGCGCAUUACUAAGAGACAGCAGAAGCAUGUCAUUGUCUCAGAUAUCCUUCUGGUAGUGUCUGCACUGGACUGCCUUGGACUGAUUAUCUGCGAUACUUGGACGUAUGCGCUUGGAGGGAUGCGAUACAUACCACAGGGUGAAGCACUAUCAGCAGCUAAUAUUCGCAACGAAGUAGCUCUGGACAAGAUAUCGUUUGCUUCGAACUACUUCUACGAUACAGGUAUGUAUUGGCCGAAGGCAGCAUUGAUUGCUCUGUACUUCAAGAUCAUUCCAAGUACUAUGCCGCGACUACGGAUGGCGCUUUAUCUCGUGACCGCGUUUGUGCUCGCAUGCGCGAUCAGCACUUGCCUAUUGGACACUUUAUGGUGUGCACCAAACGUCUCGAGUAACUGGUCGCUCGAGGAAGGUGCAUGUUCGACCUUCAACUCCCUUCGUGUCCUACAAAUCGACUGGGCCUUGAACUUUACAUCUGAUGUUGCGAUUUUCGUCCUCCCUUUCCCUCUUCUACGACAUCUCCAUCUCGGUCGCAGCCAAAUUUACGGCCUCCUCGUCACAUUCGCACUCGGUCUUGCGACCAUAGCAGUAAACCUCGCUCGCUUCAUCACAAUUCAAACCGGCAACAACUGGAAUGCCGUCUUCAUUUGGUCAAUGGCGGAAAUGGCAGUCGCAAUCAUCGUGGUAUCGCUUCCUGCGCUGAAAACACUACUGCGUCACAAGAACAACAACACGUCAUCAAACUCAUACUCGCAUGGUAAUCAUUAUGCGGUUAAUUGCUCGAAUAGGAGGUCGGUGUUUGGGAGAAGCGAUUUGAUGGAUGACUCUGGGAGUGAUGUGGAGCUCAACCGUGUUGGAGGAAGAGAUGUGAUUUACAAGACUAAAGAGGUCAGUGUGGAUUCGAGACCCUUCGAUGAGGGUGAUGAUGGAGGACCACUUGCUCAGGCUUGGACACAUAAUGGGUAUGAUGCUCAAGCCAGUAAGGGGAAUGUUUGAUGCAACUUCCCACAUCGGCAAGUUCAGGUUCCCACCAUUAAUCUCAGAUCAUGAAGUCAAAGGAGACAGCAGGAUCGCUGUAUUCAUCGUUACGACUACUAGACAGUAUGGGCAUCAAUGUUGAACGGAGACCAAGCUCAAGAACUUAGAGACAAGUCUCAUCUCAACAUCAAGGUCUAGAUUUCGUCUCACGAAAGACUGUCGUAUUCAAUAUCAGAGACUCUUUUAGGGGUCCAGCCAUCCGAAGACCGAGAUAUAUUAACGGGACCCGACAGUUUGGAUCGCCGGACACUACCCCCGGUCCGUGUG
Molecule: messenger RNA, 1385 nt
Organism: Aureobasidium subglaciale EXF-2481
Lineage: Eukaryota; Fungi; Ascomycota; Dothideomycetes; Dothideales; Saccotheciaceae
Exons: 5
Coding region: 24-1076 (350 amino acids)
Source: RefSeq, a predicted model, not a curated record